CGUUCCUCGACGAGCGGUUCCGGGGACGGGACCUUCCAGCUGCUCCCGUUUCUGCGUUUGCUGCUUGCGAUGUCUCCGUCGCCUGCUGCUGCUAUCGCUGUUGUUAUGGGCGCCGGAUCAGUGCGGGGCCGGAGCAACAGUCUCCUUCCUCAGUCCCGUCCCGGCCUAGCUCCGCUGUCUGGUGCGUCGCCCCACAGCUGGUCCCUCGAGCUCCCUUCUUAGGGAGACCUGUAGAGCAGGGCCGGAAGCCGCUGUUAUAUAAGCUCCGCUUUUCUCCGUCGGGGGUGAGCCGCGCCCUGCACCCCCCGACCCGACCCGCCGCAGGCAGGACAGUGUCACUGAUGGGCAGGAAGCGUGGCACGCCUUGUCAAGCCCGGCAGAACCGCUUUGUGUGUAGUUCAGGGCACUGGGUGGCACUGACAUUGCACCUUCGCAGAGCAGAGAGAUUGCAGGCAGGGCAACGUAAGGUCUGUCCUGGCUCGGGCACCGGCUCCUGGAGGUUGGCGUGACAUUUGCCGUCAGUGGAUCGGGGGAUUGUCCAGGUCUUUUUGCCUUCUACGGUUCAUCUGCAAAAGCCCUGGUCAGUUUGAAAGAGGGAAGCUUAUCUAACACAUGGAAUGAAAAAUUCACUUCUGUGCAGAAAACACCUAUUUGGAAAGGCAAGAAUGCAGGCGCUGCAGUAGAAAUGUCAUUCAGAAGUUCAAAACGAAGUCGUUCCUUUUGUGAAGAAGAAGAAAGACAAAUAAAUACAAGAUCACCUAAAAGAAAUCAGAGGGUUGCAAUGGUUCCACAGAAGUUUACUGCAACAAUGCCAACCCCAGACAAAAAAGCAUCACAGAAGAUUGGUUUACGACUGCGUAAUUUACUCAAACUUCCAAAAGCUCACAAAUGGUGUAUAUAUGAAUGGUUCUAUUCCAAUAUAGAUAAGCCACUAUUUGAAGGUGAUAAUGAUUUCUGUGUUUGCCUGAAAGAAUCGUUUCCCAAUCUGAAAACCAGAAAAUUAACAAGAGUAGAAUGGGGAAAAAUCAGACGAUUAAUGGGGAAACCACGAAGAUGUUCUUCUGCGUUCUUUGAAGAGGAAAGAUCUGCAUUAAAACAGAAACGGCAGAAAAUUAGACUUCUGCAGCAGCGGAAGGUGGCAGACAUAUCCCAGUUUAAAGAUCUUCCUGAAGAAAUCCCACUUCCCCUAGUUAUAGGAACAAAAGUUACAGCAAGGUUACGUGGUGCUCAUGAUGGACUCUUCACUGGACAGAUAGAUGCUGUUGACACUCUUAAUGCUACUUACAGAGUAACUUUUGAGAGGACAGGGCUUGGAACUCACACAAUCCCCGAUUAUGAAGUCCUGAGUAAUGAACCUCAUGAAACUAUGCCAAUUGCUGCCUUUGGACAAAAACAGCGGCCUUCUAGAUACUUUAUGACUCCUCCUCGGCUACAUUAUACACCUUCCCUUCAGUCACCAAUUGCAGACAAUGAUCCUUUAUUAGGACAGUCUUCCUGGAAAAACAAAAUUUCAGGCUCAGAUAGUGAGACUUUAGGUGGUUUUCCAGUAGAAUUCCUUAUCCAAGUGACCCGAUUAUCGAAAAUCCUUAUGAUUAAGAAGGAACACAUCAAACAACUCAGGGAAAUGAACACAGAGGCAGAAAAACUGAAAUCCUAUUCUAUGCCCAUCAGCAUUGAAUUUCAACGAAGAUAUGCGACAAUUGUUUUAGAUCUUGAGCAGCUAAACAAGGAUCUAAACAAAGUUUUGCAUAAAGUUCAGCAGUAUUGCUCUGAGCUUGCACCAGAUCAAGGCCUCCAGCUUGCAGACCAUCCAACAGAUUUGAGACGGAGAUGUGAGGAGGAAGCUCAGGAGAUUGUGAGGCAGUCAAAUACAUCAACAACAGGGCAGCCUUGUGUUGAAAAUGAAAACCUAACAGACCUAAUUGCUAGACUUACAGCAAUAUUGCUGCAGAUUAAGUGUUUAGCAGAAGGAGGUGAUCUAAAUUCCUUUGAGUUUAAGUCAUUAACAGAUUCAUUAAAUGACAUCAAGAACUCCAUAGAUUCCUCCAAUAUCAGUUGUUUUCAGAAUAAUGUGGAGAUCCAUGUUGCACAUAUUCAGAGUGGACUCAGCCAGAUGGGAAAUUUGCAUGCCUUUGCUGCAAACAACACCAACAGAGACUGACACAGAGAAAUUUUUACCUUACUCCAAGUGUACAGAAUGUAGUUGUGGAAAAGCCUUGUUAUAAGCUUCACCAAAUAUCCUAACUGCUGGAAGAUAAAGGAAAUGAGAAGGAUAUUUUGAGAUGUGUUGUACUGCUUCUGAAGAAACCAGCAAAAAAUUACCAGCAUUGCUAGAAACUUCAUCACUUGCUAUGCACAUACAAUAUCUUGUUUAACAGCUAAACUUUAGUUGUAAAAAUACAUAUAUUGUUUUAAUUGGAAGAUAUACAGAUAAUGUAAAGGAAGAAUAUUUUAUUUUAAACUUAGUUGCCAUUAAUCCCGAUGUGUUGAAAACAAUGAAAAGGAAAAACACAAGAAAGGGCUGGGUGGCCAUCUCUUGUUCUGAAAGAUACAGUACCCCAAUACUAGUGUGUUACUGCCUUUGAAUUUUAGUCUAUGAACAGUGUGAUGAUUGGUAAAGCAAUGUGUGUAUUCCUUUUUCUGAAAAGUAGCAGCAGAAUGGGAUAUGCAAAGGAAUGCUAGUGGCUAGAUAGCUAUCGUACACUUGUGGAUACUGGGAGUCCUUGUAAAUCAAUUAAUAUUGUUUUGAAUGUUUAAUUUAUCGUAACUUAUAAAAGAAAUCUAAUGAAGGAGUAGAAAAGGACUGCUGGAUUUCCAGAAGUAUGUUUGGCUUGCUUUUUUCCCUUCUUGAAUGGGUAAAAAGUUUUCUAGUUAAGGUAUUUCACACAAAUAACUGGUAAUAUUUUCCACUGAUUUGUUUGCACAACCUUAAACUUAGUAACUGGUUAUGAACCAACUUACAAAGUUUUGACAAUGCAGUUGGCUAGUCAGUCCUGUGAACCUCCUAAAAAUGUAGACGGCUAAGAUCUGAGGGAUAUACUGAAACUUCAAUCUUGUAAAAAGUGUGUAUUGAGUUGUUUAUUUAGUAGUCUUGUAAAGCUUCAGUGUAAUAAAUUGUUUCCAAAUUAGAAUUUUUAGGUAUCUGUAGCAAUGUUUGAUUCUUGGAUGCCUCAUGAAAUGAGGUCUUUUGUAUGUUAAUGUACAAACAAAAUGUAAACAAUUAUUUUCAAUUUAAAAUUUUGUAUAGUUUUAAAAAUGCAUCUGUAUUGUGUCUGUAUCUGUGCUGCUUUAAAACUUAACCGCAGAGUCUAUAUUUAGCAAAUCCUGUUCUAAGAAAUGCAUAAAUAUUUUAUUCACAAUGACUUAUGUAAGUAGCAAUAUUUUCAAAAUUGCAAAACAUUUUAUACCUGAAGAGAUUAGAUAAUUCAAAUAUUCACUUAAUAUAAUCUUAGAAAUAUAUUUUUGCCUGACAACAGGAUAUACUGGAUGUUUAUUCUGUAGAUUACUUCAGAUCCUUCAUGAAAAGUUCUUGCCCUUCGUGGAGUCUAGUCCUUAAGGUUUCUUGUUCAGAAUUAUUAAUUUUUAUUAUGUAAUAGCCUGUUUUGAUGUAUGCUUGAUAAUAUUUUGACUGAAAGUCAAUGACUUUUUUGAAAGCCUGGUUUUACUAUGUACCUUUUUACACUAAAAGAUGUCAGGUGUGAAUUAAUUUGCCACAUCUCCCUGGGCCUUUUUUGUGGAGGAAUGCUCUGCCUGGGUCCUAGUGCCUGCCUUCCCCACUUUCACUAUUAAAUGAUCUUACUGAA
Molecule: messenger RNA, 3803 nt
Organism: Sphaerodactylus townsendi
Lineage: Eukaryota; Metazoa; Chordata; Lepidosauria; Squamata; Sphaerodactylidae
Gene: LIN9
Product: lin-9 DREAM MuvB core complex component
Exons: 15
Coding region: 686-2161 (491 amino acids)
Biological process (GO): regulation of transcription by RNA polymerase II; DNA-templated transcription; regulation of cell cycle
Cellular component (GO): nucleoplasm; transcription repressor complex
Molecular function (GO): DNA binding
Source: RefSeq, a predicted model, not a curated record